AUGGCCGCCCUGUUCGUUGCGAAGAGACAAAAUGCCCGACGACCGCGAGUUUUUAAGGAAAGGGUGGUCGCUAUCGCCGAUGUGCCCGAUUGGGAAUGCGUUGGGCGUUACAGGUUGACGAAAGACGCCAUUUUACGGCUGGAGGCAGCACUGCACGCAGAUUUGGAGCCUUCAACGAAUAGAACUAUGUCAGUGUCAUCAAUGACGAAGGUCCUUGUAGGGCUGAGGAUGUUCUCAAAAGGAAACUUUUUGUCAGAGUCUGCCGACAUUCAUGGCAUAUCAAAAGCUACAGCUGGAAGGGUGUUUAAUGAUUUUCUGGAUGCAGUUAUCAGAAACAUUGGAAAUGUAAGGUUACCAUCCACAAGAGAUGAGGUAUUAAGGACAAAAGUGGGAUUUUUCAGGAAGUGCAGGAUACCCAACAUCAUAGGAGCAGUGGAUGGAACAUUGGUCCCUAUUCUUGCUCCUAAGGACAAUGGGGUUGCCUUCAUAUGCAGGAAGGGUUACCAUGCCAUCAAUGUCAUGGCUGUAUGUGACCAUGAAAUGAGAUUCACUGACAUUGUAGCCAGAUGGCCAGGUUCCCAGCAUGAUGCAGCUGUGUUUGAUGUAUCUACACUAAAGGACCACCUUGAGACCAACCAGACAGGCAUUUUACUUGGUGAUGGCGGUUAUCCACUCCGUCCAUACCUACUGACCCCAUUACUCAAUCCUACCACUCCACAAGAGGUUGCCUUCAACAAGGCCCAAAUCAGGGGACGUAUAGUGAUUGAGAGGAGUUUCGGACUUCUAAAAUCCCGUUUCAGAUGCCUACAUAGAUCAGAAGGAGCGCUACAAUACACACCAACCAAAUGUUGCAAAAUUGUUGUGGCAUGUGUAAAGUUGCACAACUUUUGUAUCGAAAACAAUGUUCCAUUUCCAGCUGACAUGAUGAUGGAUAAUGACAAUGACAAUGCUCAAGCAGCUUGCCAAAUUGCACAACAGAAUGAACAAGGACAGACCAUGCGUCGCAGAAUUGUGAACAUGUUCCAUUAAAGUGAAAGUAUAUUUCAAUACCAGU
This is a messenger RNA of Mya arenaria, 1054 nucleotides long. RefSeq names its product putative nuclease HARBI1. The transcript is spliced from 7 exons. Bases 1 to 1029 code for a protein of 342 amino acids. NCBI's taxonomy places the organism in Eukaryota, Metazoa, Mollusca, Bivalvia, Myida, Myidae. The record is from RefSeq and is a predicted model, not a curated record.